AGCGCACGGAGGCUUUAAGAGCUCGCGGCAGCGGGAGCCGGCAGCAGAGGACCGAAGAGAGAGAGAAACACCGGGAGCUUCGCGUACAGCUGGCCCAGCAGCGGUGCCUCUCUCUCGGAUGAACGAGCACCGUAACACCCCGCCGCCCUCGGCUCUUUGGCUUGGGCACCCGGAGGUCAGGCGCAUGUGCCAAACGCUUUUACGCGCAACUUAAAGACUCUUUUUGAAUAUAAUUGUGUUCUCACCAUGGGGCUUGGAAAAGUGAGGGUCUUGGCUAUAUUAUUCGACAGCCUGAAUGAUAACAACCUGCCCGCCUUCUCUGGGGGGGAUCUGGUGUCUGGGAGGGUGGUUGUGGAGGUGACCGGGGAUGUGCGUGUGAAAAGUCUGGAUGUAACCGCACGAGGGGUCGCAAAAGUCCGAUGGACCGAGUCUAGAAACACCGGGGCCAACACGGCUUACACCCAGAACUACACCGAGGAGGUGGAGUACCUUCACCACUACGACACCCUGAUAGGAGAGGAGAGAGACGAGGACUGUGCGGAGGAGGGUCUGACUGUUCUGCACGCCGGUUUACACGAGUUCGCCUUCAGCUUCAACCUGCCUCAGAUGCGAGAUGGGUACCGUUGGGUGGGUUACCACAUCGACAUCAACACGCCGCUGUUUCAGUCUCCUCAGGCCGGGUCCAAGGAGAAGACGCUCUGCUGCUGGUUCUGUGCUUCAGGUCCCAUCUCCCUCAGUGCCAAGAUCGAGAGGAAGGGCUACACUCCAGGCGAGUCCAUCCAGAUCUUCUGCGAGGUGGAGAACAGCUCGUCCCGGGUGGUGGUGCCCAAGGCGGCGCUCUACCAGACGCAGACCUUCUUCGCCAAAGGGAAGGGGAAGCAGAUCCAGCAGCUGGUGUCCAACCUCAGGGGCGAGACCCUGCCGCAGGGCAAGAGCCAGAGCUGGGAGGGCAGGCUGCUGAAGAUCCCCCCCGUGUCCCCCUCCAUCUUGGACUGCCCCAUCAUCCGCGUGGAGUACGUCCUCGUGGUGUACGUGGACGUCCCCGGCGGUCUGAACCUCUCUCUCUCUCUCCCUCUGGUGAUCGGCACCAUCCCGCUGCACGCCUCCACCUCCAGGAGCUCCAGCAUCAGCAGCUGCUGCAGCUGGGGCCCAACAGAGACCCCCGAGGCCCCUCCCAGUUACAGUGAGCUGGCGAUAUCAGAGUCUCACAGGAGGAACUGUCUGGUCGGCUGUGAUAGGUCGGAGGGGGGGGGGGGAUCUCUGCUCACUUACAUCACUGAGUUCAGAUAUCUGCCCCCCCCACUCUACUCUGAGGUGGAUCCAUACCCAGACCCCGUGGAGGUCAGGAGGCCCGAAACGUGUCCGUCCCGCUGACGUUAGCUCGAUGCUAACGGGAGCUCCACGCUAACGGAAUCUUCUGCACAAAACAAGACACCGUCCCCCUGCAGCUGCACCGCCCCCAGAUUAAAUAUCAUGUGAAAAGGCCAGAGGGGGGCAGCAGACAUUGAGUAUUCGGUGACUUAUGGACCAGGGUUGUUUUUUUUUAGCUUUGGAUCCUCGAUAUCCUCCUGUGCUCAAGACGAGGCAAAAAAAAGAAAAUUAAAAAAAAGAAAGAAGUUCUCUGACACCACUGUAGGCUCCGAGGAGGAAACACUAAGAUCUCAGGGAGCGUUACAGUGAACUUUGCACAAUCCGUUAUUACUGUUUUUUCUAUCGGGAAUGGGAAGGUGCAUUCUGCGGCGGCCAUUUUAGGAGGUUAGCAUCAAUAUCCAUCAGCUUUUACUUAAAAUCUGUCAGCUGUUUUUCGUACAAAAUGCAUAAAGUACAUUACAGAAAUAGCUUUUCACGGAGGAGCCUUGUUUAAUUAAAUAGACGAGUCUUUACUUAUGACUUAAGAGAAGAACGGACCAAUCACUGUUACUGAUUUCGGCGCCAACCUGGUGUUUGGAGCUAGCGUUAGGGUACAUUUUCUGCUAUUUUAACAAUGUAAAAUCCUUUGGAGGCAAAUGUCUAACUUACAGUACAGGACGUUCAGCUCCACAGGCCCAAUAGCAACUAUACAUUCAUCAGGAUAGAAGUCAGUUAGCUAAUGUAAUGCUAACGGAAUGCUAACGAAACGUCGGCUAGUCAUGCUAAUGCUGUGUCUCAAUUUGCAUACUUCUGAACUUACAUUUUUUUUUUUUUACGAGUGCCUAAGUGCGUCCCAAUGCAAGGUAUGGCAAAAUGACACUAUGAGUACUGGGUGGGGCACUUAUAACGGUCAAAACCAGUUGAGUUUUUGGACACUUCUCACACUCAGCGACCGCAAUUAAAAUGUUAUUCCAUGAAUCUUCAUUUGUUUAGUUAGUUGUUCGUUGGAUUGCCAAUGACAACAUAGUGCCUACAGGCAUGGUUUAUAGAGUUACGCUACUUCCUGUAACAGUUAUUAAAGGAUGAAGUAGCGUUAGCUCGUAUCCUCCAAAGAUGGCCGACGUCACAUUCCCAUUCCCUCUCGGUGGUUUUCAUAUUCUGCAGAUUGCCUACAUGCUGCAGCAGAUUCUGUCCAAAUAAUAUGGUCACGCCUCGAUGUAAACGGCACAUUAGAGGCGGGACAAUAAGCUAGACGUGGUUCUGGUUCUGGUUCUAGAUUUCAGGUGGACUCAUGACUUCCUGUGAACAAAAAGCAGAAAAAAGAGACGUGAAAAACAA
Molecule: messenger RNA, 2688 nt
Organism: Notothenia coriiceps (black rockcod)
Lineage: Eukaryota; Metazoa; Chordata; Actinopteri; Perciformes; Nototheniidae
Product: arrestin domain-containing protein 3-like
Exons: 10
Coding region: 247-1374 (375 amino acids)
Biological process (GO): protein transport
Cellular component (GO): cytoplasm
Source: RefSeq, a predicted model, not a curated record